Fusarium vanettenii 77-13-4 is the source of this 489-nucleotide messenger RNA. RefSeq lists its product as uncharacterized. Lineage: Eukaryota; Fungi; Ascomycota; Sordariomycetes; Hypocreales; Nectriaceae. Bases 1 to 489 code for a protein of 162 amino acids. The record is from RefSeq and is a predicted model, not a curated record. The transcript has 3 exons.
AUGCUUACCUUCAAUGACCUAAAAGUGAAACACAUAAACGAAGCCGAAGACGAUGUCGAAAUGCGUCUCGCAAAGCAAAAAGAUCUGGCUCGUGGUACAACUCCGUGGGCUCUGAUGGUCGAUUGCGUGAGGGGCCUGCUUGACCGACGAGUUCGAAGGGACAGCCGAUCCCGACUUUCACGCCACUCUUCAAAUGUCGCCUCAAGACUUUACAGAGUACUUGAUACAUCACAUGAAGACUUUUGGGAGGCACAUGUGUUUGACACGCUGCAGUUGCGUCCUGCGACGGGAUUCACAUGUGCCCACCUCGGUCCAUCACCUUAUCGAGAUCGUCAAGCCGUCCUGCAUGCAGGUCCCGUCUUAGCAUCCCCACAAUCGCCAGUUUUGCCAAGUUCGUCAAGACACAAGUCAGCUUUCUCUUUUGGGUCAGUCUUCUCUGACGCACAGGACACAAGUGACACUAUCCGUAUACGCUGGAUACGAGUAUAG